This is a messenger RNA of Cygnus atratus (black swan), 4859 nucleotides long. It is a transcript of the gene RAB11FIP1, whose product is annotated as RAB11 family interacting protein 1. The transcript has 5 exons. Gene Ontology annotation, cellular component: intracellular membrane-bounded organelle. Gene Ontology annotation, molecular function: small GTPase binding. Lineage: Eukaryota; Metazoa; Chordata; Aves; Anseriformes; Anatidae. The coding region runs from base 1 to 1890 and encodes 629 amino acids. The record is from RefSeq and is a predicted model, not a curated record. Gene Ontology annotation, biological process: regulated exocytosis.
AUGUCGGCGCCGGGCUGGGCGCCCACGCACGUGCAGGUGACGGUGCUGCGGGCGCGGGGGCUGCGGGCCAAGGCGGCGGCGGGCGGCAGCGACGCGUACGCGGUGAUGGCGCUGGGCCGGGACAAGUUCUCCACGUCGGUGGCCGAGCGCUGCCAGGGCCGGCCCGAGUGGCGCCAGGAGGCCACCUUCGAGCUGCCGCCGCGGGCCGCCGCCGCCGCCGCCCUGCGCCUCACCGUGCUGCACCGCGCCCUCGUCGGCGUCGACAAGUUCCUGGGCCGCGCCGAGGUUGACCUGGCGGCGCUCCGGGGGGACGGCGGCCGCCGGCACACCAGGUGGUACAAGCUUCGCUCCAAACCAGGGAAAAAGGAAAAGGAGAGAGGGGAGAUUGAAGUGGAUAUCCAGUUCAUGAGGAGCAACAUGACAGCCAGCAUGUUUGAUUUGUCCAUGAAAGACAAGUCUCGCUCUCCGUUUGGCAAGAUCAAAGACAAGCUCAAGGGGAAGAGGAGCAGUGGGCUCUCUGACACGGCAUCGGAGAUCGUUCCCAGCACGACUCACUCCCCAGCUGAUAGCGAAGAUGAGUCAGCCGAGAAGGAGAAGAAGAAAUCAAAGUUCAAAACCCUGUUUUCCAAACCUGGCCUGAAGAAGACUUCCCUCUCCCAGUCCAUGUCCGUCCUGCCUACGCCUCAGCCCGGGGCCGAGCGGGUCAGGCUGCGGCCCAGCGACUUUCAGUCGCAGUGGGAUGACGAGGAGUCGGAGACCUCUCCAACCUCAGAAAGAGCCUUUGGAAAUGCCCUGGAAGAGAAGUCUCCUUCUCCAGUAUUUAAAUCUCGUAAAACAGCAACUUUGGACAACAGGCAACUAAACCAAACAACCACUAGCAACACCAAGAAAGAAGGGCUCUCCUUAUUCAGUGGCCUUAAAUCCAAAAAUGAUCCGGUCUCCAAGUCCAGUCUGUGUAUCAAUGGCAGUCACGUUUAUAUGGAGGAGAGCGCGCUGAAGGACAACACUCCAGCGUCUUCCCCCUCUCCUCUCAACUUCAGGAGGAAGCAGCUCUUUGCUUCAGAAGAGAACCUGUCUUCCAGGUCUGCUAAAGGACCUGAAGAGGUGGGCGGAACAUCUCCCAGCAACGCUUUGUCUGGGUCUGCAUCCCUGGAGACCUUUAAAUCCAUGACGCUGCCAUCAUACAAAUUGCUUAGCAGUGAAGAGAACCUGGAAACCAGCACUCCCCUGACCAUCGAGGUCAUUAAAGAGACCAAAAAAACGGACCACAAGAAGUCUGCCUUGCUUUCCCUGGUCACAGGGAAGAAGGAAGCAGCGAAAACCAGUGACGCUGAAAGAAUUCCAGAGAGGACUCCGAAGGAAGAGGAAACCAAGGCUGCGGAAGAGAAAAGCGAACAGGAGGCCAAACGUCUUGAGUUUUCAGCAGACUUAAGCAGAGGAAGUCCUCCAGAAGACAGUCACCUAGAAGAAGUCCCCACGAAUAAACAACCGCUCAACCCUUUUGAGGAAGAGCAGAAACCUGAAAAGGCUGCUGCACCAGCGAAGACCAAAGCUGUGAAACCCAGACUCCAUCCUGUGAAGCCAAUGAAUGCCACAGCAAAUAAGUCUCAAAGUAAAAACCUGAAUGUCAUCAGCACUAUGAAUGAAAAGCUGAUUGAGAUGAACGUAAAGAAAUACGAUCCUUCAGAUCCUGCCUAUGCUUAUGCUCAGCUUACACACGAUGAGCUGAUCCAGCUGGUCUUGAAACAGAAGGAUACGAUUAGCAAGAAGGAUCUCCAGGUGCGGGAGCUUGAAGACUACAUCGAUAACUUGCUUGUCAGAGUCAUGGAAGAAACCCCAAACAUUCUUCGUGUUUCAACUUCGGGAAACAGAAAAGCUGGAAAGAUGUAAAAGCUCUCUGGACGUUGAACAAAGAACUGAAUUCCCGCCAGCAGAGUUUGAUUAAUAAGGAGACAAUGUGAAGUAGGUGGUACCGGUUGUGUUGCCCACACAAAAUGACCUCUUUCCUGUUUCUGCCUUGAGCAACUAUCACUUUGGUUAGUGGUUACAUCAGGUCUUGUACAGGGAGUCCAGAAGUAGAAUCAACUUACCAUAUUUAUUUUUUUUUGGUCUUUUUCCAUUAUUUGGGAAGAUUUGUUCAGGCAUCUAGUCCAAAGGAUGAUUGCGAUAGGAAGGAUGAAGGUUUUCUUUGAUACGUUUUCCUCGCCGGCAUUGCUGAUCCUUUAUGAAGAUUUUUUCGUAGUUCAGUUUUGUAGCUGCUUUGAUAGAUCAAUUACUCCUCUGUCCACAUCUUAAGUUAUAGUGCAAUAUAAAAUCUUGUACAGUAGAGCUUGAGGAUUUGAUUUUUUUUUCUUUAUUGUUUUGAAUAACUACACUGGAGAAGUCCAAAGAUGUAAGCUUCAGAACAGGGCUGCAUGAGCUGGACUUUAAAAGCAAUUAAGGCCCUAAAAGUGGAAUGCAAUUUAAACCAUGGACUGGAAAGUAAGGAACAAAGCUAAAUUAAUGACAUAAUGUAAAUAUGGUUUCAAAGCAGUUCUCCAAGGGGAAGGUUUACAGGUGGUUUUUGGUCAAGGAAACACUGAGACGUCAUGGUACGUUUGUCUACCAUAGGAAUAAGUAGUAGUAAUGCAUUUGGGCUGAAGGUACCUUAAAUUGGAAGUUGUUCUCCUACAGGCUUCCAAUUCCCGAUUCAAAGCUUGUUCGGAGAAGGAAGAAGGCAAAGGUACAUCUGGUUUCUGUUCCGUAUUCUUAAAUAGGGAUGGAUUUCACUGCACACGUGCGUGGCCUGUGUCACUUGCUGUAUGAAAGUUCAGUGAUAAUUUUAGUAUUAUACCGUUGCAGUUUAGUGAAUCUAAGCGCCUUGGAUUUUGGAGCUAGUGCUUACCUUGGAACAACCUUCUGAGGUGAUCAGUCUUAAAACUUUCUUAUAUUUGUUACACAGCUAUCAAAAGAACCAAAUUGCCCUCCCCUUGGGAUGGGAACAGUUAAAAUUCUAGUGCUCAAAUCUGAUUUGGUUUUCUUUGUGACAUGAAGCUCGCAAUGGCAUAAAAAUUUAUGUAGCUGAAAAAGAGUACUGGUUUUGCAAGACAAUCACAUACCUCGGUCUGCUUCCUUCAUUUGUGGCUUCUUUGCAGCUCAAUAGAGACAGGUAUGUUCUCCCCAUCUCAUCAGGCAGAAAAUAACGGCAUAGCACUGUCAAGCAGCCACAACAGGCUUCCUCUACUGAAAGUUAAAUGUGGCUUUUUUGUGGCGAGCUCUUGCCAAAGCUAACAAAUCAGAUGUGUCUUUGCAGCUCUUAGAUUAAUCAGGGUUGUGAGAGUCCAUCAGAAAUUUAGAAGAAAGUUGAAAUAUCAAAAGAGUGAGUAGCAGAGAACCAAAGUAAACGCUUCUGCCUUCUGAAAUUGAGAUAAUCUAUUUGGUUACUCCAGACGUAGCUCGAAAGGGGUGAGUUUCUAAGGCAAUUUUCCUACAGUAAAGCACUUUAAUGAGGGACUAGCUGGAUUAACUAUUAACCUCUUAGUAGUCUUCUUACUGGUUUCAUAAAACACUGAAAGCUACUGGAGACUUCUCAAAUAGUGUGUUUUUGUAGUGAAGAGAAGUUUAAUAUAUUUGCCUAGAGAUGUACACAUUUAUUGGAAAAUUCAAAAAAUGCCGUUAAUUACAUUCUGUUACUGUAAACUGGCUAACUACCAAAGUCUGGCCUAGCAAUUGAAUCUUUUCUGACAGAGCUCUCCUUCAUGGGAAGCUCGAUUUGAAACAAGCCUUUUUGGUUUAAGUGUUAGGAGUCUUUAGGUACUUCUUUACUGUACCCUCUUCUGUGAAUGAAGGGUUCGAAACACAGAAAUUCUUAGUGGCAUCUUCAGGUCUGGGCUGAUGGUUUUAAUUUUGAGCGGUGCUGGUUGGCAUUACUGGAAAUUGAUGCUGCUUCUCGUGCCUUGAAAUAAUGAGGAAGAUGAAGAAAUAAUUUCAGUUUCUUCCUUGUGCCUCAGUGGAUCUCUGGAAAGAAGUGGUUGCCCGUACCUCAUUAAUAAAUUAGUCUUCUAGACUUUUUUCCACAACUUUCUGGUUUUCUACUUCAAUCAGAAAAACCAGUAGUGCCUUUGAACAAUGGCAUAAAGUUCAAAAUCAAAAAUGGUAUUACUGGUAGUCAUAACUGGACACAUGCUAAGGAAGACUUGGCUUGGUUUUUGCUGUCCUUGUUUUAAAAGAAUAAGGGUACUACCAUGUGGCUGCUGAAGUCACUGUGAUGCUGCGUAUGAUGCUCUUGGAGCACGGAUCUCAUGAAGUUCUUACAGUGGAUUGAUUACAUGCAUUCCUUUUGGCAAGAAUAUGUAUCUUGAGGUUGUAUACACACAGACAAAAUGGUAGUAUAUGCUAAUAAUAGUCUCCUUAGAGACGAAGCCUUAAAACUUGUAAUAUCCUCUCUCAGUAGCCUUUUGCUAGUUUCAACUUUGUCCAUUAAGGUGGGCCUCGGGUUGUCUGGCUUUUGCACCUUGGGUGGUUAUCUCCUGUGGUCGCAGGCCUUGCUGCAGGGUGGCGGUCCUGUGCAAGCCACGCUUCUACUUCCAGAGCUGUGAAAACACAGCACAAAUCUCGUACCUCAAUCUUUUAUCAGCAAUACUAUUUAAAGCCUUUCUUUGGCAUAAGGGGACAGGCGUUUUAGGUUCAGCAGGGUGCUUCACGCUGACUUUAAGGGGCCUAAGAAUCAAGUGUAUUGUUUUAUUAUUUUAUUAUUGAAGGAUUUGAAUAUAUUUUUCCCCGUUCAUCAUACUGUCUGCUUUUAGCCUGGGUUGCUGUUUGUUUUUAAAUGCCCUUUGGUUUCAUGGAACACUAAAAUAAAAGAUAUCUCAAUUCCAGUG